Messenger RNA from Marmota monax (woodchuck), 6166 nucleotides. It is a transcript of the gene Znf792, whose product is annotated as zinc finger protein 792. Lineage: Eukaryota; Metazoa; Chordata; Mammalia; Rodentia; Sciuridae. The record is from RefSeq and is a predicted model, not a curated record. The transcript is spliced from 4 exons. The coding region runs from base 3530 to 5590 and encodes 686 amino acids. Gene Ontology annotation, biological process: negative regulation of transcription by RNA polymerase II. Gene Ontology annotation, cellular component: nucleus. Gene Ontology annotation, molecular function: RNA polymerase II cis-regulatory region sequence-specific DNA binding; DNA-binding transcription repressor activity, RNA polymerase II-specific.
GCCACCGGCUGCAGGAGAGCGGCUUUACUUCUGGCCGCGGAGGCGGAGACUGGAACUUCCUGCGCGACAGUCCGGCGAGUCAUUUCCCGGUGGCGGCUCUGAGUCCCUGCAGCCGGAGACCCUGGAUCGGGUGGGAACGUGGGGCCUAGCCGCUGACCCUGCCCGGGGGGCUUUUCCGGAUCGUGCAGGAAGGACGGGGAAGCUCGGACCCUCCGUCCCGCCUUUGCACCAGCCGGGACCCCCUGGAACUGGGGUGUCCGCCGGGGUCUGGAGGUCCGCCCGCUCUCCGCACCCACAGAGGCGGCCUGGGCCCUGUGCGCCUUUUACACGGCUUAGGGAGGGGGCACUGAGGGCGGCAGCACCACCCUCAGCCCGGGGUCCUGUCUCACCCGGGCCUGGCAGGAUAGGUGGUGGUGGGGCUGAGUCCCUGAGAGCCACCUCUGUCACCUGCCUCUGACCUUUCCCAGGCCUCAAUGGCUGUGGCGGCGUUGAUGGGCCCCAGGCAGGCAGCCCACCCAGAAGAUGCUGGGAGCCGUGGAGGAUUUAGAGCAGAGGAUGAACGUUGGGGAUGCAAAUCAAGUCAAGAUGGCGCCUGGCAGUUUGCCAGGAGGAGAAGUUUGUGAAGCAACGCCAGCAAGCCAUUAAGAUGAUGAGGAUUCCUUAUUGGCUGACUGCUGUAUCUAGGUGAUGUUAAUUGAGUUAAGCUGUGUGUAAUUAGUUGGGUAUAUGUACCUCUGCUGUCCCGCAGAGAAGUGGCUCCUGCUACCUUGGGUGCCCGCUACUUUGAGUUCUCGCUCAGUUCCUGCUGAGUUCACUCGCAAUAAAGUCGUUCUUGAUUCAACCUUCAAGUUGCUUGUCACCUCUCGGUUAUUUUGCCCAGCCGGACUGCGGCAGAUGAAGGUGGUAGGACUUGGAUCUUAACCAGACUCCCUGUGGAUGCAGAGUGGAAACUUGAAUGUGUGGUGAGGAUGGACAUCAGGCAGGCCAAGGAGUAGCUCACUGCAGUAGUCCAGGUCAGUAGAAGAACUGCAGGUGGAUUCUGGAUCUGCUGAGCAGACUUUCUGAUGGGCAGGUGAGAAGGAGGACAAAUGACACCAUGGUUCUGGGUUUUAGCUGCAGGAAGGAUGGAUGAUCUGUUAACUGAGAGAGGAGGUUGGUUCUAGUGGGAAUUUUUGGUGGAAAUAGGUUAGGUUUUAGCCAUGUUGAAUCUCUGAUGUUUUCAAGAUUCUGAGUGGAUUUGAAGAGUGGAUUGAUAAUAUAUGUUCUGGCGGGGGGAGGUGUUAAUUAAGGGCAUGAGAACAAUAUGCAAACUGAACCAUGGCCAGACCAUAUGUAAAAGUGGCACUCUGACCCGAAACCUGCCCAGGAAACCACCCCCUCAAGUUCAUACACACCCCAGGAGGCCAGCCUGCUGCAAGUCAGACUUGCAGGAAGCCAGAUUGCCAUCUCUAGUGACAGUCCAGCUAAUUAAAUAACAACUUCAGUGACAAUUGAUCACCUGUGUGGUCCAGGCUUGAUUAAUAACUGACAACUGUGAUUGUUUUUCCUGUGUCCAACUUAGGACCAAACACAAAAAGCCAAAUGUGUUCCCCGACCCAUCAUACAGACUGCUCUGCUUCUGUGAGUCCACUUACAAACAACAUCCGCCAGCCUCGCCCUUUGCCUCCAGUUAGGGCAUACCUGCAGCUCUCCCUGUUCUCCAUUAUAAUGCUUUCCCCCAGUUCUGCCUCCCAUUGAGCCUCUGCCAAACCCUCAGCAAUGGAGGCUGACUCCCUUGGUUUAGCCAGCUCUGAAGAAAUAGCCCUUGCUUUUCUCGUUUGGGGGGUCUCUCUCUCUCUCUCUCUCUCUCUCUCUCUCUCUCUCUCUCUCUCUGCAAAACAUCCAAAUUGUGGCAUCGUGUGUUGACAAGAGUGAAGAUAGGUGGCAGAUUUAAGAGGAUGGAAUCUUCAGGUCCUGGUGACAAUCCUGGUAAGAGGAAGGUGUGGCUGGAGAACUGAGAGUAGGACAUCUUGCUUGGGCAUCAGGGUUGGCUUGUUUGGCAUCACAAAAAUGGAUGAGGAAGAGUGGUGGUCAUGGCGAGGGAUGCUGUGUGGGAUAAAAGCAUCUGGCAAGUGGCCAGAUCUUCCUCGGGGCAUAGGUAGGAGAUGGAUAUUGAGGUUUGGUAAUCAGAGAAGUAAUGCUCCAGUGAGGUUUGGGCUGUCCUUAUCCACCCCCCUGUUCUUUCCAGAAUUUUGUAGUGACCCUUAAUGGAACCUGGGGAUUUUCAGUCAGGCUGAGGAAUGGGCUCAGGGGUAGGUAAUUAGUUGGAAUUGUUGCCAGCAACAAUUGUUGCUGUGGGAUGGUGGGAUGUAUUAGUUAGCUUUACAUUGCUGUGACAAAAUCCUGGGGUAAUCAGCUUAAAAGGAACAAAGGUUUGUUGUAUCUCAUGGUUUUAGAGGUUUCAGUCCAUCAUGGCUUAGCCCUGUUGCUUUGAGUGUGCAUGCAUAGUCCAUCAUGGUGGUACUUGUGGAAGAGAAAGAGUGUUCAGCUCAUGAUGGCUAGGAAGCAAAGCGAGAGGAGGGGCUGGGAUCCCAAUGUGCCCUUCAAGGACCUAAUUUCCUUCCAGUAGGCCACACCUCCUAAAGGUUCCACCCCCUCCCAAUAGCAUCACAGGCUGGGGACCAAGUCUUCAACAUAUGGGACUUUGGGGGACAUUCAAGAUCUAGACUGUGAAUGGGAGUAGGAAGAGCAGAGGGAUUGGCUUUGAGUGUGGGUGAUGAAGGGAUGGCAUUUACAACACAGAGGGGCCAAGUGCACCUGACACCUCAUCUGUGUGUGCUCCGGGUGGUUCAUGUUGAAGCCAGGAGCAGGUCAGGUCUCAGAAGCAGAGGUGAGGUUACCUUUGGCAGUGGGUGACACCAAAGGCCCAGGGCAGAAUGGGAUCAUGGCUGUAUUUGUCAAGCACUCUCUGGGUGCCAUGUGCAGAGUGACAUGUGGGAGUCCAUGGAGAUGGCUGUGCUGUGGACAGGGGAGAGGGUAGCUGUGACAGCGAGCAUGGAGUGGUGAGGUCCAGAGUUGUUCAAGGAGUGAAGCGCAUCCAGGAGUGAGCUCUUGGCCGAGGGGAUCCACACUGGGGAUUAGGGGAAAAGACGGAGCCCCCUUUUGUUUGAGCCUGAGAAGCAUGACGUGGAUGGCACUAGGGAAGGGGGUUGAAGAGGGGUUUAGCCCCUCCAGGACAGGGCCAGAGCUUAGAUGGUGUCCCUGUACCCACUGCUCCGUGGCCAUCUGUGGGCUGACAGAGUGGUCAUGUGGAGCAGGAGAAAAGAGCAAGCAGGAACUGGGCCUGGUGUCUUCCUGGAGCUGGGGAGCAGGGUGAGGGAGGAGGGUGAGCAGGGGACAGGUAGGGCAUGCUGAGGAGAGAGACUGAUCACAGAAUGAAAUGUCCUCAUCAUAGCAGGGCUGUGUGACCUUUGAGGACGUGACCAUUUACUUCUCUCAGGAGGAGUGGGGACUGCUGGACGAGGCUCAGAGGCUCCUCUACUGUGAUGUGAUGCUGGAGAACUUUGCACUCACAGCCUCACUGGGACUUACAUCUUUCAGGUCCCACAUAGUUGCCCAGCUGAAUAUGGGGAAAGAGCCCUGGGUGCCUGACAGAGUGGAUAUGACAACUGCCAUGGCAAGAGGGGCUUAUGGCAGGCCUGGUUCUGAUUUUUGCCAAGGAAGAGAGGGUGAGAAGCUACCUUCUGAACAAAGUGUCUCUGUAGAAGGAGUUUCACAGGACAGGAAUUCCAAGGCAGCUCUAUCUACCCAGAAGACCUACCCUUAUGACACGUAUAGCCUACAGUUGAAAGACUACCAGGCAACAUAUCCCAUGCAGAAGCCGUCCAUGUGUGAGGUGAAUGGGAGAGGGUUCAAGGUCAAUGCAAGUCCUCUCCAGCAACAGGCACAGCAGAAUGCAGACAGGUCUGUCAGAAGGGAGGAAGGCAGAGCCUGUCCUAUGAAGACCUUCAGAGACCACACAUCAGAGAAGACUUUCAUGUGCAGGGACAGCAGGAAGGACUUUGCGACCACAUCAGGCUCUCUGCAGCAUCACGUCACUCCAAGUGUGGAGGAGUCACACAGGAGCAGUGAAGGUGCAGUGGAUUCUCAAACUAUGCGAAGACAUAACAAGAGCUGUGAAUUCAGGGACGGUGAAUUUUUGAGCGACAAAUCCUCACUUGUUCAGCACCAGAGAAUCUAUGCUGGAGAAAGGCCUUAUGAAUGCAGCAAGUGUGGAAUAUUCUUUAGCCAUGUUACCAGUCUCAUUCAACACCAGAGGGUUCACAGCAGAGGAAAACCUUAUGAGUGCUGCGAAUGUGGCAAAUUCUUUAGCCAAAACUCCAGUCUCAUAAAGCAUCAGAGAGUUCACACUGGUGAAAGCCCUCAUGUGUGCAGCGACUGUGGGAAAUUUUUUAGCCGAAGAUCCAACUUUAUUCAACAUAAGAGGGUUCACACUGGAGAAAAGCCAUAUGAAUGCAGUGAAUGUGGGAAAUUCUUUAGCCAUCGCUCCAACCUCAUUCAUCAUAAGAGGAUUCACACUGGUAGAAGUGCUCAUGAAUGCAGGGAAUGUGGGAAAUCCUUCAAUUGCAACUCCAGCCUAAUUAAACAUUGGAGAGUUCACACUGGAGAAAGAUCUUAUAAGUGCAAUGAAUGUGGAAAAUUCUUUAGCCACAUUGCUAGUCUCAUUCAACACCAGACCAUUCACACUGGUGAACGACCUUUUAGGUGCAGUGAAUGUGGGAAAGCCUUCAGCCGAAGCUCUUACCUCAUGAAACAUCAGAGAGUUCACACUGGUGAACGGCCUUAUGAGUGCAACGAAUGUGGGAAAUUGUUUAGCCAAAGCUCCAGUCUUAAUAGCCAUCGAAGACUUCACACUGGUGAACGACCAUAUCAGUGUAGUGAAUGUGGGAAAUUCUUUAACAAAAGCUUCAGCCUCAAUAACCACCGGAGGCUUCACACUGGUGAACGGCCUUUUGAGUGCAGUAAAUGUGGGAAAACUUUCAGACAAAGGUCAAAUCUGAGUCAGCACCAGGAAGUUCACAAACCAGACAGGCCUUUUGAGUGUAAUGAAUGUGGGAAAGCCUUCAGCCGAAGCUCUGACCUCAUGAAACAUCAGAGAGUUCACACUGGUGAACGGCCUUAUGAGUGCAACGAAUGUGGGAAAUUGUUUAGCCAAAACUCCAGUCUUAAUAGCCAUCGGAGACUUCACACUGGUGAACGACCAUAUCAGUGUAGUGAAUGUGGGAAAUUCUUUAACAAAAGCUCCAGCCUCAAUAACCACCAGAGGCUUCACACUGAUGAACGGCCUUUUGAGUGCAGUGAAUGUGGGAAAACCUUCAGACAAAGGUCAAAUCUGAGUCAGCACCAGGAAGUUCACAAACCAGACAGGCCUUAUGAGUGUAAUGAAUGUGGGAAAGCCUUCAGCCGAAGGCCCACCCUCAUUCAGCAUCAGAAAAUUCACGCCAGAGAAAGGAAUAUAGAGAAUGUACUCCCUCCUUGUUCAACACAACACCACACACCGGAGAGAAGCUCUGAGAGUAGGCUUUAUGAGGAGCUCUCAGACAGAUGUUGAACCUUGGUCAACCAAUAGUCUGCACUGGGGAGAUUUCCUAUGGAGGCUCGAUAUGGUGGAAGCUUCCAGGAGCUGAGUUGCAUUUUCCGACGGUGAAUGUUAUCAGAGUUCUGUCACUGUGAGGAUUUAUAACAGAAGCUCUCCCACUGACAGACCUCCAGAGUGUAUGUCAGCCUCUCCACAGCACUCAGGGAAGGCAGAUCUCUUUCUGCUCCCUGGAGAGAAUGAUCAGUAGCCUGAGGCCAUUGGAAGAUGUCCUUCCCUUCCCCUGUGGCAGAUUUAUCCGUGGACAUGAUCCAUUUUUAGCCAUGAAGACCUGAGUGGGGUUCUACUGGCAGCUUGCAGAAAAGGUUUCCCUCUUUCAGGGACAUUGGUCUAAUGUGAUUCUUGUGAUGGACUUAUUCAGCCUCUGUGUUACCUGGCCCAAAUACCUACUGCACAUUGCUGUUUUGUGUGAUAACAAGGGCUUUAUUGAUAAAGCCACCUUUAAUCUCUGUGUUCUGAUCACUGUUAGGAGUGGAAUGAGAACAGAGCAAAUGUCUACUAAAUUAAAGAAGUGUUGUGUGUGCCUCCAAA